Scylla paramamosain (green mud crab) is the source of this 3222-nucleotide messenger RNA. RefSeq names its product trichohyalin-like. Gene Ontology annotation, biological process: replication fork arrest; replication fork processing; DNA damage response. The transcript has 7 exons. NCBI's taxonomy places the organism in Eukaryota, Metazoa, Arthropoda, Malacostraca, Decapoda, Portunidae. The record is from RefSeq and is a predicted model, not a curated record. Gene Ontology annotation, molecular function: DNA binding. The coding region runs from base 229 to 1884 and encodes 551 amino acids. Gene Ontology annotation, cellular component: nucleus; replication fork protection complex.
UUGCUGACUUGCCUGGGUUGUAUUAUUGUGGUGUCUGUGGCUAUUUUCCAGGGUCUGUGGGUACUUUUCCUUAUUACUAUAAAAGGAGCAUUUCCGUCGGUAAUGACAUUUAUCUGUGCCUAAUCUAUUUAUUGUGAAUAUUCGAAAGUGACAUAUAACUGAACCGAUCCAUAAACACAAGUCCAUUUUCCUCAUCUCGAGCCUGCACCAAGAGCCUCGCAUUAUCACAUGAUGGAGCUUGACGUUGGUGAUCUUUUUGGUGACCGAGAGGCUGCCAGUGUUGGGGGCUCAGAUGGAGAGAGUGACAGGGGGAGUGAUGCUGAGGAGCAGCAGCGCAAUGUAUGGGGGGACGACACUGAGGGGCAAGGGGCAGCAGGAGAAGAAGAAGCAACAGAGGCUCCUGCACCCCAGCCUAUUAAGGCCAAGAAAGUGGUGGCCAAUCCACAACCAAAACUAGAUGCACAUAGGCUGGCAGGACCAAGGGGGAUGUUUGCUCUCAAUAAAAUCUGCCGAAACUUCAAGUUCAAGGGUAAAGGUCAUGAGCGUGAGGACCUACAGGAGCUGCUGAGGGUACUGGAGCACUGGGCCCACCGCCUAUACCCCAAGCUGCCUUUCAAAGACACCCUUGAACAGAUUGAGAAGCUUGGCACUAAGAAGAAUGUCCAGGUUAACAUCAAGAAGCUGAGACUGGACAUGUUCAUAGAGGGAGAAGAGGAGGGUGAGGAGGAUAAUGUAAGACGAGGUCCAGAUGAGGACAGCUCAGAGACCACUCCAGUUGUUGAUGUGUUUGAUGAACUGCUGGGCAUCACACCUUCAGCCCAGCCUGCUACCACCACCACCACCACUACCAUGACAUCCCCUGUACAGACAGUCUUGCCUCCUGCCUCCCAGCCACCAAAGCCUGCCACAUUGACUCAAGAGCAGCGUGAGAGGAUGGAGAGGAACAAGAAGCUGGCUAUUGAGAGGCGUCUUGCCAGACUCCAGCAGCAGCAACAACAAGAUCAAGAUAAAGAAGAAAGCUCCAUGCUGCAGGAGAUGACCAGUUCCCAAGAAUUUGAUUAUUUUGAUAAGUUGCCAGGGACAGGAAGAUCUCUUGGUACCUCAGAGGACAGGAGAGAAAAACCCAGUGACACAGAAGAACUUAUGGAUGGUGCUGCAGACAAGAUGGAAAGCUCACAAGGGAGAAGAGAGACACAAGAAACACAAAAUGAAGCAGAACUUAUGGAUGGUGUUGCAGACAAGAUAGAAGACCCACAGGAGAGAAGAGAGAGACAAGAAACACUAAACAAAACAGAAGAACUUAUGGAUGGUGCUACAGACAAGAUGGAAGACCCACAGAAGAGAAGAGAGACACAAGAAACACUAAAUGAAGCAGAAGAACUUAUGGAUGGUGCUACAGACAAGAUGGAAGAUCCUAAGGAGAGAAGAGAGACACAAGAAACACUAAAUGAAGCAGAACUUAUGGAUGGUGCUACAGACAAGAUGGAAGACCCUAAGGAGAGAAGAGAGACACAAGAAACACUAAAUGAAGCAGAACUUAUGGAUGGUGCUACAGACAAGAUGGAAGACCCACAAGAAAGAAGCAAGACGCAAGAAACAUUAGAUGACACAGAAUUUAUGGAUGGUGUUGGGGAGAAGUCAGAAAGCCCAAAUGACAGAAGACAUGAACAAGAGGGACUCAUUGAUACAGAAGAACCAAUGGAUGUUAUUCUGAACAAGUUUGAAGACUCAAAGGAGAGAAGUGAGGCACAAAGACAAGAAGAUACAGAAAAUAUGGAUGGCAUUACAGACAAGUUGAAAGACCUAGAGGAGAGGAGAAAGACGCAAGGAGGAUCACAUGACACAGGAGAAAUGGAUGUUAUUUUAGACAAGCUUCAAAGUUAAGACAUGGCUAAUAUUCAGGAGAGGAGAGAGGUACCAGGUAAUAAGGAAUGGUGUUUGUUGGGGUUUCUCAGCAAGAUAGCAGCAGAGGUAAAGUGAUAAAGUAACCUGCACUCAUUUCCAGUGUGAUCUAAGUUCUGUUGUUUGCUGACACUUCACAAAAACUGUUGGUUUAUAAUUAUUAGCUUACAAAUUUAAGAAUGAGAGAAAACUUGAUAAACAGAAGUGAUUGGUUAUCAGGACUCUCUCAUAACUGCCCAGUUUCAGACCAAGUGUCUUGCAAAGUUUACUUUGAGACAGAGCAACAGACUUUGAGGUCCUUACCAGGUUAUUUGUAUUAACUGCUAGUGGAAGACAGAAUGAUUUGUGAUGUAUGUAACUCUUUUACAUUGUCAUCCACUACACAAGUAGUGGAUGACAGGAUGAUUUGUGUGAGAUUCCCUGUUUUUUUUUUUUCCCAGAACUGUGAACUUCAUUUACUUUUCAUACUUUAAAAACCAGUGGGAUGAAACUUCACAUUUAUCUCAUUAUGAGCCGAGCUAGUAUAGUUUAUUAGUUAUUAUUGUGUACACAGUCAUUUAUUAUGUCAUCAGAAUGGCUGCACUUGCUAUCCCCACAGGAUGGUCAAAUAUGGCAAGGUGAAUGAAUGGUUACCUGCUGGUACACAGGGUUUUCCUGCCACAAGUUUACAUUUAUAAUGGUCCAUCCAAGCCACUUUUGUCUUCAUACACUCAUGUUGUAUCACAUCACAUACCUUCAUUAAUCACUGCUUCCAUGCUUUUCGAUUACAGUAACACUCUUGAUGCUCAUGGCAGAGCAGAGUGUGAAUAACUGAAGAGGAAUAAUUGGUGAGGAUAGAUUUUAUGAGAGGUGUAGGGCUUGUGUUGAAGGCCUUGCUAGGAACAGCUCUUGCCCAGCACAGGUGUCUAUCACUCACCACAUUUUUCCCCCCACACUGCCAUAUUUUUCCUUUAUUUUCCUUAUAUUCUUCCCUUUCACAUUGCAUCUACUGGUACAUACUUAUCCUAGUGUGUUCCCAACCCUACUUGCACUGAUUUCCAGUCAUACACACUCUCUCUCUCUCUCUCUCUCUCUCUCUCUCUCUCUCUCUCUCUCUCUCUCUCUCUCUCUCUCUCUCUCUCUCUCUCUUGACCCUCUUGCCUCAUGUUAAUCCAUCAGCUGUCCCAUACAAAGUGUAAGGUCUUCGAAUUUGGUAAGACCAGAAAGCAGGAAGUUGAUAUAAUUUUUACUCCAGCAGAUUUAGUAUAAAAUACUAAGUAUUCUAUUACUGUAAUGAGUGCCUUAUAUUUCAACAUUUGGAAGGAAUAAAAGUAAUUUUUC